Molecule: messenger RNA, 2457 nt
Organism: Emiliania huxleyi CCMP1516
Lineage: Eukaryota; Haptophyta; Isochrysidales; Noelaerhabdaceae
Exons: 12
Coding region: 1-2457 (818 amino acids)
Biological process (GO): nucleocytoplasmic transport; activation of GTPase activity
Cellular component (GO): perinuclear region of cytoplasm; cytosol; nucleus
Molecular function (GO): uridylyltransferase activity; small GTPase binding; GTPase activator activity
Source: RefSeq, a predicted model, not a curated record
AUGCCUAAGAGGCAUGAUGGGCGGCAGCCGCCCCCAGACCGUUCGGUGGCAGCCAGUGAGGCGGCUGGCGAGGUUGAGGCGGCCGGCAUGGCGGCUGUCAGCGGCGGCGGGUGCGGCUUUGUGCUGGUCGCGGGCGGGCUGGGCGAGCGGCUGGGCUACUCGGGGAUCAAGGUGCAGCUCCCGUCGCAGCUGACCACCGGCACCACCUACCUCGAGCUCUACAUCCGCCACAUCCUCGCGCUGCAAGGGAGCGGCGCGCCACUGCCGCUCGCAAUCAUGACCUCGGGGGACACCGACGCGCAGACCCGCGCGCUGCUGGACGCAAACGCAAACUUCGGCAUGAGGGCGGGGCAGGACAUUGGCUGGAGGCUGAGCGGCCAGAAGGGCAGCCUGGCCGAGGGGGUGGUUGCGGCGCGCCACUUCAACGAGGUGCAGAUCUCGGGCGACCUUGUCAUCAAGACGGCCGCCACCUCGGUGCUGCGUGGCGAGAUGUUCUUCUACAGCCGCAUGCCGGCGCGCGCCGCCUCCGCCGACAUCGCCGACCUCUUCCCCCGCCUCCUCUCCUCGUCGGACGACAAGGACAAGGAGGGGCGACCCCACUCGACGUCGCGCAACGGGACGCCGCCCGUCCUGAGCGCGCCGCCAAACCGCGUGAGCGGCGUCACCUUUUCGCACCUCGUCACGUCGCGCUGCCUCACGCCCGGCCGACUCCGGCUGCUCCUCUCUGCGCUGAGGCGGCUGCACUCCUCCGAGGGCGACCCGGCCUCGCUCCUGCCCGAGGCGGAGGUCGACCUGGGCGCGAACUACCUGCCCAAGCUCCGCAAGCGCUACUCGACCCACGAGUCGCUCUACACGCGCUACUCGACCCACGAGUCGCUCUACACGUCGCUCUGCCCGACGGCGCCGCAGAUGCACGCCAAGAUCUGCUCGGAGCUGGAGCUCUACAUGGCGACGAGGCGGUUCCGCCACGCGCGCGUCAUCCACGGCGACCCCGUCUUCUCGAACGUGCUGCUCACCGACGCGCCCUCCGUCUUCCUGCUCGACAUGCGCGGCGAGGUCGGCAGCACGCUCACGCUGCAGGGCGACAUGCUGUACGACCUGUCCAAGGUGUACCAGUCGCUGCUCGGCUACGACUUCAUCAUCCUCAACCAGCCGCUCAACGAGCGAGACGCCGAGAUCCUCGAGGAGCUGCGCGGCGAGUUCGCCGCCUUUGUCGCCGCGGAGUACGCCGACGAGGGCGUCGAGAUGCACGACGUCGUCAAGCUGACCGCGUCGCACUGCCUCCAGAAGGUCUCCUUCUUCUACGAGGGGGUAGACAUGACUAUCAUCCUCCCCGAAGGCGUCGCCCCCGGGGAGCGGCUGCCGCCAACCAGGGAAGAGCAGAUUGUCGCAUUGCAGGCACAGAUAAAGGCGUUGCAGUCCUCGCCGGACACCUCGCCUUCGGUUGCCAACAUGCCUCCGGGAGGCGGGCUUGGCGGAGGCGGGCUUGGCGGAGGCGGGCUCGGCGGGCUUGGCGGAGGCGGGCUCCGCGGGCUCGGCGGGCUCCGCGGGCUCGGCGGGCUCCGCGGGCUCGGCGGAGACGAUUCGACUUACUCGACGCAGGGGGAUGAGCCGCUGAUCGCCCCUUUCUCGACCUUUGUCCCACGCGCCAAGACUAAGAAUGUCGGCUGGACUCCGGAAGAGGACCAGAUCAUCAGAGAGAACUAUGAGGCGUACACCGUCGAUGGCAGGGGCGCCAAGGCAAUCGCCGAGGCGCUGCGCGGCAACGGGGUGCUGAACACGCUCAACCUCCACGGCAACAAUAUUGGCCCGAAGGGUGCCGUCGCGUUCGCCUCCGCUCUUCGCGGCAACGCGGUGCUGGAAACCCUCAACCUCCGCGGCAACGACAUUGACUCGGACGGCGCAGCAGCGAUCGCCGAGGCGCUACAGGGCAACAGGGUGCUGACCAAUCUCGAUUUGUCCAGCAACCACAUCGGCGGGACCGGCUGGAUCAAGGCGAGCGAGGUCGAGGGCGAGUCCAAGGAGGUCGGGGCUAAGGUGAGCUACAAAGGUGCCGAGAUGGUUGUGAGCCGGGGGGUGGAUUCCGACGGCGACCUGCAGCUGGUCCAUGUAGUGCAGACGUGCGCACUCGCGAUUGCCAAGGCCCUCGAGGUCAACGCGGUGCUGAAAACCCUCGACCUCCACGAAAACGAGAUCGGCGACAAGGGCGCGAAGGCGAUCUGCGGCGCUCUCGCAGUCAACGGGGUGCUGACCACCCUCAACCUCGCCUACAACAACAUCCGCGCCGAGGGCGCCACCGCAAUCGCCGAGGCAUUGCGCGGCAACGUGGUGCUGAAAUCCCUCAAUCUCGAGCAAAAAAGGCGAAAUGCCUCAACCUCGCGCUGGAUUUUUGUGCCAGAGAGCGACGUCUUUCUAGAUGCGGUGAACGGGCGGGAAGGGUUUGGGGUAGGGAUGUGA